Messenger RNA from Paralichthys olivaceus (Japanese flounder), 1954 nucleotides. RefSeq names its product WD repeat domain, phosphoinositide interacting 2 (gene wipi2). Gene Ontology annotation, cellular component: phagophore assembly site membrane; cytosol; extrinsic component of membrane. Lineage: Eukaryota; Metazoa; Chordata; Actinopteri; Pleuronectiformes; Paralichthyidae. Gene Ontology annotation, biological process: nucleophagy; autophagy of mitochondrion; protein lipidation. The record is from RefSeq and is a predicted model, not a curated record. Gene Ontology annotation, molecular function: phosphatidylinositol-3-phosphate binding; protein binding; phosphatidylinositol-3,5-bisphosphate binding.
GCACGCGCAGUAGCGACCUGCGAGCAACAACAACAAUCAGAGGCCAGCGGAGAAAGAUGGACCCGUGAAGCUUCACGCGUCUGAUCCUCAUCACACACUCGACCGCUGCUGUUUCCUCCGGAGCGUUUAUAUGUCGACGGCGCCGAGUCCAUGAACCUGGCCAGUCAGAGCGGGGACGCUGGCGGCAGCCAGCUCCUCUUCGCCAACUUUAACCAGGACAACACGUCUUUAGCUGUUGGCACCAAAUCAGGAUACAAGUUUUUCUCUCUGUCCUCUGUGGACAAGCUGGAGCAGAUUUAUGAAUGUACAGACACAGAGGAUGUGUGCAUCGUGGAGCGUCUGUUCUCCAGCAGCCUGGUGGCCAUUGUCAGCCUGAAGGCCCCCAGGAAGCUCAAAGUCUGUCACUUCAAGAAGGGAACUGAGAUCUGCAACUACUCCUAUUCCAACACCAUACUGGCCGUCAAACUCAACAGACAGAGGCUGAUCGUGUGUCUGGAGGAGUCACUGUACAUUCACAACAUCCGAGACAUGAAAGUGUUGCACACUAUCAGAGAGACUCCCCCCAACCCUUCAGGAUUGUGUGCCCUUUCUAUCAGCAAUGAUAACUGUUACCUGGCGUACCCGGGAAGUGCAACGAUAGGAGAGGUUCAAGUGUUUGACACUGUCAACCUGCGAGCUGCUAAUAUGAUUCCAGCCCACGACAGCCCGUUAGCGGCUCUGGCUUUCGAUGCCAGUGGAACCAAGCUAGCCACAGCCUCAGAGAAGGGGACAGUGAUUCGUGUCUUCUCAAUCCCAGAGGGACAGAAGCUCUUUGAAUUUCGGCGAGGAGUCAAGAGGUGUGUGAGCAUUUGUUCAUUGGCAUUCAGUAUUGAAGGCCUGUACCUGUCGGCCUCCAGCAACACAGAGACGGUCCACAUCUUCAAAUUAGAAACACAGAAGGAGAAGUAUGUGCCUGCGGAGGAGCCCACCACUUGGGGAGGGUAUCUGGGAAAGGUCCUGAUGGCAUCCACCACCUACCUGCCUUCCCAGGUCACCGAGAUGUUCACACAGGGGCGAGCCUUCGCCACCGUACGUCUGCCCUUCUGUGGACACAAGAACAUCUGCGCCUUAGCUGUGAUUCAGAAGAUUCCCAGGUUGCUGGUUGCUGCAGCUGAUGGUUAUUUGUACCUGUACAACUUGGAUCCACAAGAGGGAGGAGAAUGUACACUCAUGAAGCAGCACAGGUUAGAUGGCACUACUGAACCAUCCAAUGAGAUCCUUGAUCAAGGGUCACAUGAUCGCCCACUCGUGGCCCAAACCUACAGUGCUGCUGUCACUAAAGGUUACUGUGAAGAGCAGGGCGCCGUUGGAGGGGCGGGCCUAGACGAUGACCUCAACGACUUGCGCCUAGAGGAGGAGAACGAGCAACCGCCGCUCAUCCUUGAAACUGACUGACUUUACGAAACGGCUGUUCCCACCAAUCAGAGGGCUCCUCUGGUGCUGCUACAAACAUGUGACACAAGGGGGGCGGGGGCAGAAUCAAAGAGGAGGGAGGGGGGUGUUUUUAAAACGCUCAAAGCGUUCAAGAGCCUGUGCGUCAGUCUAUCUGUGCGUUUGUCUCUUCAUAUCCAUGUCUUAUCUUUUUCAUCCCUCCUUCCCCACCUUUCCUCUGCUUCCUUUACCCCCAGUUUCGCCUGCGCAGGCCAAACUGAUGCUUUUGCAUGUACAUGUGCCAACCGCUAAUUACAUGCUCCAAUGUGAAAACGGCGUCUGUGUGUGUGCUUAUUGGACAUUUGAUUUUUUUUUAAAAUGUAGCCGUGUCUCUCGAAAGACGCACACAUUGACACAAGCACUGUGUGAAAUGAAAGCGAUUGUGUAAGUGCCUCUCUGCCCCAGUGUCCUGGUGCGUUCUGUCUGAGAGGGAGAUCUUUUCACAUUGGCUCAAUAAAAUCUAUUUUCAGUUGUUGGAUCUUAA